UACGUUAAAGCCGAGAAAGAUAUCAGAGUUUGCAGCUCCUUCUUGUUGAAUUAAAGCUGCAGCUUCCCAUUGAAGCUCCCUAUGGCUACAUUGAUGAAAAUUAGUAGUAAAGUCCCCUGCAUUUUAGCCCCUUUCUCCUCAUCUGUUUCAACCCUCAAACAUCAUUUUUCAACUCUCUCCUCUUCUCAACUCCACUCUCAUUUUCUUACCAACCCACUAGCUAAAACCUUCAAUUCACUAAAACCCACUAAACCCUUUUUCUCAAAACUCUCUUUUUCCACCAAAUUAAACGCAUCUUCCUCUUCAUCAGAUUCCGAAAGAUCGGAUACAGACUCGGAAGAAAAUUCAAGAAAACCAGCCUUGUCGACAAGAGAAUUCGAUAAAUCGAAGCUCCCACCGCCUUAUGAUCCUUUUGACAAGAACCCCGUGAUUCGAGAACCCAAGGACCCCAAGAAUCUGCAGGAGAUUUUCCAUGAUAUACGUAAUGGGGAUGGGCUUUUUAACUUUGCAGUCAAGAUGUUUGAUGGAUUGUCUAAAGAUGGGUUGACCCACGAAGCGUUGGGACUUCUUUCGCAGAUUAAUGAGAAGGGGAGUAUGCCUGAUGUGGUGGCGCAUACUGCGGUUGUUGAUGCGUAUGUGAAUGCAGGUCAGGCAAAGGAGGGGUUGAAUACAUAUCUGCGGAUGGUUAAUAGUGGAAUUAGGCCGAAUGCGUAUACUUAUUCGGUGUUGAUCAAAGGGUUGGCGUUGAGUGGUGAUAAGAAGUUGUUCAAGGAAGUGAAGAAGAUUGUGGUGGAGAUGAUGGGGAAGGGAAUGAAGGUGAAUACAGGGACUUGUGUAGCAGUUUUUGAGGCGUUUGUGAAGAUGGGGAAUGUGGAAGAGGGGAAGGAGUUUUUUGAUGUGAUGAAGGGGAAGGGAUUUGUGUUGGAUGAAAAAGAAGCGAGAGAGGCUUUGAAGGGGAAAAGAGGGCCUGAGUUUCGGGGUGUCAUGGACAUUUUGUUCGGCAAAUGAAGACUAAAGAAAUUCUAAUUUGUUUGGUUGAAGUUUACUAGUUUAGGAUUCAUUGACAGUGCUUUCGAGAUCAAGAACAAAAGUAUGUGAUUUCACAAUGUGGUCGAGAUUUGGAGUUUUGUGCAUUUCGUUAAAACAUGACUGAUGAUAUAUUAUGUCUUAAAGUUGAAAAGUGAGUUUCUUUUCUCACUAUUUAUUCGUGAAAUUGUGAAGCAUACUAUGCUUUAGAGUUCUUGUUUAAUAUGAUGUUUUUUUAGUUAGCA
This is a messenger RNA of Daucus carota subsp. sativus, 1271 nucleotides long. Its product is annotated as pentatricopeptide repeat-containing protein At4g38150. Bases 82 to 1008 code for a protein of 308 amino acids. Gene Ontology annotation, molecular function: protein binding. The record is from RefSeq and is a predicted model, not a curated record. NCBI's taxonomy places the organism in Eukaryota, Viridiplantae, Streptophyta, Magnoliopsida, Apiales, Apiaceae. The transcript has a single exon.